Messenger RNA from Cryptosporidium muris RN66, 2460 nucleotides. RefSeq lists its product as uncharacterized. The transcript has a single exon. The record is from RefSeq and is a predicted model, not a curated record. Bases 1 to 2460 code for a protein of 819 amino acids. NCBI's taxonomy places the organism in Eukaryota, Apicomplexa, Conoidasida, Eucoccidiorida, Cryptosporidiidae.
AUGCUAGUGCAUUGUAUUAGCGGUCUCAACAGUGAAGUGUUAGAUACUGUUUCUUUUAGAGGUAGGCAAGGUGAAGUGGACGAGAAAUCUCCAAAUCAGAUGAGCCAGAAUCUUAAUAAUACUAAGAUCAACACGGAAAGAUUGGUACAACCUUUUUCUCUUGAAAUUAUUCAGAACUGGUUACACAAUAAUUUACUAACAAGUAAGGUCAAAGAUACAUUCGAUCAUUUAACAAAUGCUGUGAGUUCUUGGAAAAAUAUAUUACAUUUAAGUAACAAUAGUAGCGAAGUAGUUGGAAAACAAGAGAUUACUUCAGAUAAUAUACUUAAUAGUAAUAAAGAAGUAAUUUUGGAUAUUCAGACCCCAAACACUAUAAGUAAGAUGAAAGGUGUAAAUACAACAAACACAACUCUAGGGAUGAUAAUUGACCAAGCUUUUCAAGAUGUCCUGUAUCACGAUGUAGAUCGUUCUAAUUUAAUUGGUAUCAUCAAGAGUGAUAAUACAUCAACUAUGAACGUAAAUUCUUUAGCUUGGGAAAUGGCAAAUACCCAAAAUAUUGUAGGAGCUAAUUCUGCAGUGAUAAUACUGGAAAAUUAUCCAACAAACCAUGUUGCAGCAAAAAACCUCUUGCUAAAGGCUUUAAGGCCAAAUAUUGAUAUUUUCAGUAUAAUUAUUUCAGCAAACAAAGUUAUGCGUAAUCUUCUGCAACAAGGUGAGUUAAGUGAUAAGAGGCAUGAUAAGUCACUAGACGAAUUGGAAAAAAAGAUAAAUUCUGGAGAAAUAGAGAUGAGAUCAAAGUCAGGAUUACCAAAUUCAUCAAAAACACAAAAGAAACCCUGGUAUGAGCCAUUAAAGGAAUUGGGUAUUUGUCUUUUGAAUAACAAAAAAACGAUUUUUGAUGCAGUUAUAUAUAUUAUUGAAAUGUCUUUAGGAUCAACACCUAUUGGUUUAGUAGUUGUAACUGUUGUACGUGUAAUAUCGGCAAUUAUAUCAUUGAUAUAUGAUAUGGUUCAGAAAAGAAGAGGAAAUUCCAAUUUGAUAAGAGUGCUUAGAAAUUUAGAUAAUGUAAAGGCAACAUAUUCAGCUAAAGCUUCUUUAGGAUCAAAAUUAAUUGAGACUGUAGCAUCUAAUAUGCAGUCCAUCAGUGAUUCUCAAUUCCGUUUAGCAUUGAUGUUUGAUUCUAUAACUGAAUUGGCAGAGCAAGUUCAACAAUCGGAGAUGAAAACUGAAACUCAAGUCAUUCAACGAAAGCUUGAGAGUGUGAUAAAUUCGACAUAUUCAGUCAUUGAUAAUAAUACCAAUCAUACAAUAUUAAAUGAAAGUUUCUUAAGAAGGUUGAAUUCAAUAGACAAUAUGGAAGCCUAUGUAGGAGUGAGCAUUAAGGAUCAUUCAUUUUACUCAAAAGCUGCUGAUAAACUGGAAAACUUGGCAAAGGAGAUAUAUAAAUUACAUUGGGAUAACCCUUAUAAAGUGAGAAUACUUAGUAAUUCUUCAGAAAAAUCAAGUUUAGCCAAUAAGAACCAGGAAGUCUCAUAUUCAAAAGAAAGUAAUCCCCCAUUGACAACAGGAAGCAAGGAAAAGUGGUAUGAUGGUUUAAUUGCAUUUGCUAAUUCAGCAACAGUAACUGAUGGUGUUCCUGCUGUAUUAGAUAUGCUAAUAGAUUUAUUUGGCACAAUCUUUAAAGGUAGUUCAAUUGGACCUCCAGUAUUAGCAGUAAUAAAAGUUGUUGGAUAUCUAGUUGAGACUCUCAUCAAAGUAUUCGCUCAAACUUCUGCUAAAAGACAAUUAAUUCAAGUAUCAAGAACCAUUCCAGAGAAGAUAAUUGGGAAUAAUAAUUACAUUGAUCAUGUACUGCAAUCAAUUACAAAUUUGAAUGACCAAAUAAAAGUCGAGUUACUUCGUAUAAAUAAGUAUAUUCGACAAUUAAAAAUAGAGGAUGAUAAUAUUGAUCUACAUUUGGGAAAUGAAGAUUGGGACUUAGAAGAUGUAUUAAAUUUCCAAGGUUCACUUGAUAUGGCUAUCUUAAACAAUAAAGAACUGGCUUCUAUGGAAUACAGGCAAAAUUCUGUCACAGAAAAUCAUUUUUCAAAUUCAAGGUCAUUAAGUGAGUCAUCACUAUACUUAUUAAACCAGAGUGAAUUUGAAUUUCAUGACUUCUUAUCUAAAAUUGGUAACUUUUUUGAAGGUACAUUUGAUAAAAUACGUGAUAUUGUAAGAAAUAUAUUCACAAAAUUAUUUCAUGGGGAGAAGUUACUAAACUUUAUUGAAGAAUUCAUUCACUUAACUAUUGAAUUAGUCAAAGCAAUAUACAAUGUUAUUCGAAAUAAAAGUACACAAAGGCUCCUCUUACAUUCAAUAGAGCUUUCUGAUGACCCUACUUUGCACAGCAUAUUAGAGUCAGAACUCUACAAGACUGUCACAGUAGGACAGGAUAUGUCAGCAUUUAAUUUCAUAAUGUAG